Molecule: messenger RNA, 2010 nt
Organism: Pundamilia nyererei
Lineage: Eukaryota; Metazoa; Chordata; Actinopteri; Cichliformes; Cichlidae
Product: programmed cell death 1 ligand 2-like
Exons: 10
Coding region: 72-1595 (507 amino acids)
Biological process (GO): T cell costimulation; immune response; negative regulation of T cell proliferation
Cellular component (GO): external side of plasma membrane
Source: RefSeq, a predicted model, not a curated record
UAGAGCUCAAGGAAGAAGGAAAUAACUAAUGAGAACACAGCUGGCUGUUUUUGAAUGACCUACAGAUCUCAAUGGACUGGGCCCUUCUUAUAGUUUUACAAGUGUUAUUUCAGCCCUCUCUCUCAGUCUUAUUCACUGUUGAGGCAGAGCAAAGCAUGUAUACGUCAGAGUUUGGAGAAAGUGUCGUGAUGGGCUGCAAGUUCAACCCUAAACCCUCCUAUCCUCAUCCUGACCUGAACGUGACCUGGCACUGGAUCAACUCUGACUCCGUUCAGGACGUGAUCCGGCUGGAUAAUGGCGUGCCGCGCUCGGAAUCUCCAAAGUAUCGGGGACGAGUGCAGCUUCUGACCGAGGAGCUGGCGGAAGGCUGGGCUAAGCUGAAGAUGUCCAGUCUUAGAAUCAGUGACGCCGGGAAGUACCAGUGUGUGGUUCAUUCAGCGGAUGGAGCCGACUAUAAAACUAUAGCCUUGUCUGUUGAAGCAUCUUAUAAAUCAGUGACCAAACACAUUGAGAGGGCAGCAACAGGUGAUGAGGUCCUGAUAACCUGCCAGUCUGAGGGAUACCCUAAGUCAACGGUUGAAUGGCAGAAUGGAAACCUGAAGACACUCAAUCCCAACACCACUGCUGAAUCAACACCAGACCAGAUUUUUAGAAUCACCAGCCAGAUAAAAGUCAGCUCAUCAGAAAAAAACAACUACACCUGUAAAUUUACAAAAGACGGCAUCUCUGCAACAAUUUAUAUUCCAGAUGAAAUACCACUUAGUCCUGCAAAAAGUGAUGCUGUCAUCAUUAUACUGUGCAUAGCAGUGAUAGUGGCAUUCGUCUCUGUCGGAGUGGUCACCUAUCGACGACGAAAAGGGUCCCACAAUCACAGCACUCACAGCACCAGGAACCUCCUGGAAAGACCUGCUCCUACCGCUGCUUCCCGUCUGAGAAGUUAUGACGACAACUAUGAGAACGAGAUAGCUCCUUGUAAUGAAGGCGACGUUGAGGAAAAUCUGGGGUUGAAUGUGAAAACGCAUUACUCAGAAAGCUUUCUCAGUGCAGAGCGAAGGAAUCAAUGCACCACUUUCAGUGCGGAGGAGCUGCCUCGCAGACUGCAAAACAAUGAAGGCCACCCUGUGAAUCUUCCUGCUUUACUCCCGGGUGCUGGUGAGACAUUUUUCCUUGAGGGACUUCCCGGAAGCGGGAAAACAACUGUAGCCCACAUCCUGAUCUCAUCCUGGACUGAAUGGCCCACAGAUUCCCUUUCCAACUUCCUCGACCUCAGCGCACUUCAUCUUCUCUUAUAUGUUGACUGCAGCUCCGUGAAAGACGACUUGUUUCAGGAGAUAACAACUCAGCUUUCACUCACCAAAAAUAUAUCAACAGAAAAGUUGAGAACUCUUUUAAUCACAUCUGGCAAGGCUCUGCUUUUGUUGGACAGCUACAAAGAAGGAAACCAAUAUUUCGAUGACUCAUUAAGGAAGUUUCUAAGUGAACGAACAGGUUGCAGGGUGCUGGUCACGGCCAGCCCAGGACACUGCCCCGUGCUCAGGCAAACGAUUGGGAAUGAAGGAGUUCGAAAGCUUCAAAUACAACCUGCAAAGUACUGAGUUUAAAAAUAAUAUUGUGACCAAAAAAACCCACUGUAUAUGAGUUAGAUUUUUAACAAAUGAGGCAAGAGUUUUGUGUUUCUGUGUGUGUGUGUGUGUGUGUGUGAGAGAGAGAGAGAGAGAGAGGCAUUUAGAUUUUUAUAAGCCCAGAUAUGCUGCAGAAUGUAUGUACUGCAUGAUGAUGUGUAUUCAAAGUGAUGCUUGGGAAGUUAUAGACGUGCAACAAAUUAUAAUUUUGUAUUCUUUGUUGUCUUGUUUGUCACUUUCAUUACUGUGCAAUAUGUUUUUUUCAAAAUUCUUUUAGAGAAAGUACAUCAUUGUUACUGGAAAAGCUGCAUAGUGAAAGCAGUGAUAAGAAACUGGUGUUUGCAGAAUCUAUGAACGCGGCAAUUAAAAUCUCCUUUUUCAAUACAUG